AUGGUUUGGGUCAAACCCGAACAUCUUAUUCUUGCACAAUCAUUUUGGACGUGUGAAACGUCUAGUAAAUAUUUCAAAUUGCAAAGAAGAAAAGGGCAAGGAACACGCGGUUUAUCGGCGUUAUUGGUUGCCACAAUCGACUCAGUUUUUGACACAAGGCCGCCGCCGUUCAGAAUAAUAUACGAUUUUGAUAACGAUGAUGUACAUAUUUCAAUUGUAUUGGCUGUGGCUGUUGAAAAAAGAGAAAUCGAUGAACAUUGGGAUUACAUUCAAAAAAGAAUUGCCCCAGCUAUUGAUGGUAUUUCAUGCGAAAAGGACAUUCGAAAAUUCAUAAUCGGAAAAAUUGAAAGCCUUAUUAGUUGCUCUACCGAAAAUGUGCCCAUUCAUUCAGAAGAAUUAGAUCACGUUUCAACGCGAAGUUGUCUUGAUCGAUUUCACAAAUUAUUCACAAUUCCAUCUGACGAGAAGCUUGUAAAUUAUUAUAAAUGUUGCUAUUGGAAAGGAAAAGUGCCGAAUCAGGGAGACAUAUUCUUUUCUGUCAAUUUUCUCUGCUUCUACUCGUUCAUUAUUGGAAAUGAGACGAUCAUUAAAAUUAAAUGGACCGAUAUUUGUCGGCUCGAGCGCGUCUCGUCGAUUUUGCUUCCGCAGAGUUUGCUGAUUGUGACGAAAGAGGAGAAGAAGUACACGUUCUCGAUGUUCAUGAAUUUUGAGGAAACGUUUCAAUUAGCCACACAAUUGGCAAAUAUUGCCAUGAAACAGUUAAUCGAAGAGGAAGGAUUUUGCGAGGACAUCUCGCUUCGACGAAAAAUGUUGAUGGAAAGCGAGAAUACGCGAACGAAAAAAACGAAAAGCUCAUUUCUCAAACGCGAUCUCGAUGCGCGGUACCGAAGCGACGCCUACAGGUAG
Molecule: messenger RNA, 906 nt
Organism: Caenorhabditis bovis
Lineage: Eukaryota; Metazoa; Nematoda; Chromadorea; Rhabditida; Rhabditidae
Source: the annotation of a GenBank genome assembly